GGUAAAUUAGUCAACGCCAGCUAAGUUGUUUUAAAAUAAUUACUGGCGGAAAUAAAUUUCACAGCUAAGCAUUUGACGUGGCUAUCUUCGCUACACAGACAUAGAAGACAGAAACAUGAACAGAACCAGGACAUUCGUUUUCUAGACUCGGAUGAAACCAUAACCUCAGCGGCUGGGUUUGGGUCAACAAAUGAAGAAUGGAGAAGGAGCAACGCAACACUGUCGUUUUUAAUGCUUCAAAAAGAGAGCUGUUCACCGCCAACAGUGGCUACAAGUCCCUGCAGAAGAGGCUGAGGGCUCAGUGGAAGAUCCAAAGUUUUAAAGAUGAGCUGUCUCCGGAGAAGCUGAAGGGUGUCAAGCUGUGGAUAACUGCCGGCCCAAGAGAGAAGUUCACAGCAUCAGAGAUGGAGGUGUUGAAGCAGUACCUGAAUGGAGGAGGAGAUAUCCUUGUCAUGCUCGGUGAAGGAGGAGAAACAAAAUACGACACCAACAUCAACUUUCUCCUGGAGGAAUUUGGGAUAAUGGUCAACAAUGAUGCAGUGGUGAGGAAUGUUUAUUACAAGUACUUCCACCCUAAAGAGGCACUGGUGUCCAACGGUGUGUUGAACAGAGAGAUCAGUCGGGCUGCUGGCAAAGUGGUCACAGGAAUCAUUGAAGAGGAAAACUCUGGAAACAAUUCACAGGCUCUCACAUUCGUGUAUCCGUAUGGCGCAACGCUGAAUGUGAUCAAGCCUGCUGUGGCUGUCCUUUCAACUGGCUCAGUCUGCUUCCCCCUGAACAGGCCCGUCCUGGCCUUCUAUCAGGCCAAGGAGCGUGGCAAGUUGGCAGUGCUGGGUUCCUGUCACAUGUUCAGUGACCAGUACUUGGACAAAGAGGAGAACAGUAAAAUAAUGGAUGUUGUGCUCCAGUGGCUCAUGACUGAUAAUAUUCAGCUGAAUCAAAUUGACGCAGAAGACCCGGAGAUCACAGACUACAAUAUGUUACCAGACACAGGGCGCUUGUCAGAACAACUUCGAGUCUGCUUGCAAGAGGGCGAUGAAAACCCGAGGGACUUCACCUCUCUCUUUGAUAUGUCUUUACUCAAGUUGUCCACUGACACUUUACCACAAGUCAUCAGCUCUUAUAAGCAGCUACAUGUUAAACAUGAGCCACUCCAGCUGAUCACUCCACAGUUUGAGACCCCGCUGCCUCAGCUACAGCCCGCUGUCUUCCCACCUGCUUUCAGAGAUUUGCCUCCGCCCAUGCUUGAGCUCUUUGAUCUAGAUGAAGCAUUCUCCUCUGAGAAAGUGCGCUUAGCACAGCUCACUAACAAAUGUACAGACGAUGAUCUUGAGUUUUAUGUGCGGAAAUGUGGUGAAAUCCUGGGGGUGACUGCCAAGUUGGACAAAGACCAAAGAGAUGCCAAACACAUCUUGGAGCACAUUUUCUUCCAGAUAGUAGAGUUCAAGAAGCUCAAUCAGGAACAUGACAUCGACACAGAGGCACAAUUUCCCCUUUCUGAUUAGAUUCAUGCGACAUGGUAAAGUAGGUUUUCAGCUCCCAUCUACUCUCUCCUACAUCCUGACCCGGUCACUAAGGCUGCGCUCACACAGCAGUUAAAAGUGACCCAGUUGAUCUGGUCGCCUGUACUGUUCACAUUCAUCUUUUAUAUAUGUGGCCUGUAUCUGACAAUGUGAACAGAUCUGGAAGAACUAUAGCUUAAAGUUUCCCUUAUUGAAAAACGUUAAUAUCCUGAAUACAUGAGCUGCAGUAAAAAGGGGACAGAAAUAACAUGCUAGUAUAGUCUUUGCAUUAUCCAGACAUUUCUGAGUGAGCUGACACUGUAAAUAAAGUGUAAUUUUGUACUGAGAUGGAAAACCAAAUUCCCACAUCUUUAGCCUUUUAUACCUUAUUGUAUUUU
Messenger RNA from Myripristis murdjan (pinecone soldierfish), 1900 nucleotides. It is a transcript of the gene ift52, whose product is annotated as intraflagellar transport 52 homolog (Chlamydomonas). The record is from RefSeq and is a predicted model, not a curated record. Gene Ontology annotation, cellular component: intraciliary transport particle B; cilium; centriole. NCBI's taxonomy places the organism in Eukaryota, Metazoa, Chordata, Actinopteri, Holocentriformes, Holocentridae. Bases 198 to 1505 code for a protein of 435 amino acids. The transcript has 14 exons. Gene Ontology annotation, biological process: intraciliary transport; cilium assembly.